AUGCCACUGAGCAUCGUGGCGCUGAGGGGCAGCGUGCCCACUCAGUGGGUCUUGGACUUCCGGCAAGGCCUCGGGCGGUAUGCUAGCUUUGAGCUGGGCCAGAGGGGGCAGCUGCAGGAGAUAUUUGACGAGCUGAAGGACCCAAAGGCCAAGAGGAGCGCAGGGGCCGCGGACGUGGUGACGCUGGGCGACGCGUGGCUGGGCGCGGCCGUCAAGCAGGGGCUGCUGCAGCCCAUUCCCUCCGCAGAGACGUACCG
Molecule: messenger RNA, 257 nt
Organism: Monoraphidium neglectum
Lineage: Eukaryota; Viridiplantae; Chlorophyta; Chlorophyceae; Sphaeropleales; Selenastraceae
Exons: 3
Source: RefSeq, a predicted model, not a curated record